AUGCUGAAGUUUGGUGAUAUUGUUCUAAAUGAUAAUACUAGUGCUACUAAUUGUUAUGAGAUAGUAUUGUUGCUUUUUUUGGUGAUCAAUAGUUAUUUGUUUUCUCGAUUGGUAGCCUAG
Messenger RNA from Racocetra persica, 120 nucleotides. The record is from the annotation of a GenBank genome assembly. Lineage: Eukaryota; Fungi; Glomeromycota; Glomeromycetes; Diversisporales; Gigasporaceae.